Symphalangus syndactylus (siamang) is the source of this 4460-nucleotide messenger RNA. It is a transcript of the gene DNMT3A, whose product is annotated as DNA methyltransferase 3 alpha. Gene Ontology annotation, biological process: negative regulation of DNA-templated transcription. Gene Ontology annotation, cellular component: cytoplasm; nucleus. Lineage: Eukaryota; Metazoa; Chordata; Mammalia; Primates; Hylobatidae. Gene Ontology annotation, molecular function: DNA (cytosine-5-)-methyltransferase activity. The record is from RefSeq and is a predicted model, not a curated record.
GCGGCGGCACCUGGCUGGGGGUUGCGGCGCGGAUGGGCCGGCGCUGCUGUCCCCAGCCCCAGUGCUGAGGCAGGCAGAGCGCAGUGGGCUCUGGUGGAGGUCGGGAGAACUGCAGGGCGAAGGCCGCCGGGGGCUCCGCGGGCUGCGGGGGGAGGCACUUGACACCGGCCCGGGGAGAGGAGGGGCCGCUGUCCCUGCGGCCAGUGCUGGAUGCGGGGACCCAGCGCAGAAGCAGCGCCAGGUGGAGCCAUCGAAGCCCCCACCCACAGGCUGACAGAGGCACCGUUCUGCAGAGGGCUUAACACCGGGAUCUAUGUUUAAGUUUUAACUCUCGCCUCCAAAGACCACGAUAAUUCCUUCCCCAAAGCCCAGCAGCCCCCCAGCCCCGCGCAGCCCCAGCCUGCCUCCCGGCGCCCAGCUGCCCGCCAUGCCCUCCAGCGGCCCCGGGGACACCAGCAGCUCUGCUGCGGAGCGGGAGGAGGACCGAAAGGACGGAGAAGAGCAGGAGGAGCCGCGUGGCAAGGAGGAGCGCCAAGAGCCCAGCACCAUGGCACGGAAGGUGGGGCGGCCUGGGAGGAAGCGCAAGCACCCCCCGGUGGAAAGCAGUGACACGCCAAAGGACCCUGUGGUGAUCUCCAAGUCCCCAUCCAUGGCCCAGGACUCAGGCCCCUCAGAGCUAUUACCCAAUGGGGACUUGGAGAAGCGGAGUGAGCCCCAGCCAGAGGAGGGGAGCCCUGCUGGGGGGCAGAAGGGCGGGGCCCCAGCAGAGGGAGAGGGUGCAGCUGAGACCCUGCCUGAAGCCUCAAGAGCAGUGGAAAAUGGCUGCUGCACCCCCAAGGAGGGCCGAGGAGCCCCUGCAGAAGCGGGCAAAGAACAGAAGGAGACCAACAUCGAGUCCAUGAAAAUGGAGGGCUCCCGGGGCCGGCUGCGGGGUGGCUUGGGCUGGGAGUCCAGCCUCCGUCAGCGGCCCAUGCCGAGGCUCACCUUCCAGGCGGGGGACCCCUACUACAUCAGCAAGCGCAAGCGGGACGAGUGGCUGGCACGCUGGAAAAGGGAGGCUGAGAAGAAAGCCAAGGUCAUUGCAGGAAUGAAUGCUGUGGAAGAAAACCAGGGGCCCGGGGAGUCUCAGAAGGUGGAGGAGGCCAGCCCUCCUGCUGUACAGCAGCCCACUGACCCUGCAUCCCCCACUGUGGCUACCACGCCUGAGCCCGUGGGGUCCGAUGCUGGGGACAAGAAUGCCACCAAAGCAGGCGAUGACGAGCCAGAGUACGAGGACGGCCGGGGCUUUGGCAUUGGGGAGCUGGUGUGGGGGAAACUGCGGGGCUUCUCCUGGUGGCCAGGCCGCAUUGUGUCUUGGUGGAUGACGGGCCGGAGCCGAGCAGCUGAAGGCACCCGCUGGGUCAUGUGGUUCGGAGACGGCAAAUUCUCAGUGGUGUGUGUUGAGAAGCUGAUGCCGCUGAGCUCGUUUUGCAGUGCCUUCCACCAGGCCACGUACAACAAGCAGCCCAUGUACCGCAAAGCCAUCUACGAGGUCCUGCAGGUGGCCAGCAGCCGCGCGGGGAAGCUGUUCCCAGUGUGCCACGACAGUGAUGAGAGUGACACUGCCAAGGCCGUGGAGGUGCAGAACAAGCCCAUGAUUGAAUGGGCCCUGGGGGGCUUCCAGCCCUCUGGCCCUAAGGGCCUGGAGCCACCAGAAGAAGAGAAGAAUCCCUACAAAGAAGUGUACACGGACAUGUGGGUAGAACCUGAGGCAGCUGCCUACGCACCACCUCCACCAGCCAAAAAGCCCCGGAAGAGCACAGCGGAGAAGCCCAAGGUCAAGGAGAUUAUUGAUGAGCGCACAAGAGAGCGGCUGGUGUACGAGGUGCGGCAGAAGUGCCGGAACAUUGAGGACAUCUGCAUCUCCUGUGGGAGCCUCAAUGUCACCCUGGAACACCCCCUCUUUGUUGGAGGAAUGUGCCAAAACUGCAAGAACUGCUUUCUGGAGUGUGCGUACCAGUACGACGACGACGGCUACCAGUCCUACUGCACCAUCUGUUGCGGGGGCCGUGAGGUGCUCAUGUGCGGAAACAACAACUGCUGCAGGUGCUUUUGCGUGGAGUGUGUGGACCUCUUGGUGGGGCCGGGGGCUGCCCAGGCAGCCAUUAAGGAAGACCCCUGGAACUGCUACAUGUGCGGGCACAAGGGUACCUAUGGGCUGUUGCGGCGGCGAGAAGACUGGCCCUCCCGGCUCCAGAUGUUCUUCGCUAAUAACCACGACCAGGAAUUUGACCCUCCAAAGGUUUACCCACCUGUCCCAGCUGAGAAGAGGAAGCCCAUCCGGGUGCUGUCUCUCUUUGAUGGAAUUGCUACAGGGCUCCUGGUGCUGAAGGACUUGGGCAUUCAGGUGGACCGCUACAUUGCCUCGGAGGUGUGUGAGGACUCCAUCACGGUGGGCAUGGUGCGGCACCAGGGGAAGAUCAUGUACGUCGGGGACGUCCGCAGCGUCACACAGAAGCAUAUACAGGAGUGGGGCCCAUUCGAUCUGGUGAUUGGGGGCAGUCCCUGCAAUGACCUCUCCAUCGUCAACCCUGCUCGCAAGGGCCUCUACGAGGGCACUGGCCGGCUCUUCUUUGAGUUCUACCGCCUCCUGCAUGAUGCGCGGCCCAAGGAGGGAGAUGAUCGCCCCUUCUUCUGGCUCUUUGAGAAUGUGGUGGCCAUGGGCGUUAGUGACAAGAGGGACAUCUCGCGAUUUCUCGAGUCCAACCCUGUGAUGAUUGAUGCCAAAGAAGUGUCAGCUGCACACAGGGCCCGCUACUUCUGGGGUAACCUUCCCGGUAUGAACAGGCCGUUGGCAUCCACUGUGAAUGAUAAGCUGGAGCUGCAGGAGUGUCUGGAGCAUGGCAGGAUAGCCAAGUUCAGCAAAGUGAGGACCAUUACUACGAGGUCAAACUCCAUAAAGCAGGGCAAAGACCAGCAUUUUCCUGUCUUCAUGAAUGAGAAAGAGGACAUCUUAUGGUGCACUGAAAUGGAAAGGGUAUUUGGUUUCCCAGUCCACUAUACUGACGUCUCCAACAUGAGCCGCUUGGCGAGGCAGAGACUGCUGGGCCGGUCAUGGAGCGUGCCAGUCAUCCGCCACCUCUUCGCUCCGCUGAAGGAGUAUUUUGCGUGUGUGUAAGGGACAUGGGGGCAAACUGAGGUAGCGACACAAAGUUAAACAAACAAACAAAAAACACAAAACAUAAUAAAACACCAAGAACGUGAGGAUGGAGAGAAGUAUCAGCACCCAGAAGAGAAAAAUGAAUUUAAAACAAAAACCACAGAGGCGGAAAUACCGGAGGGCUUUGCCUUGCGAAAAGGGUUGGACAUCAUCUCCUGAUUUUUCAAUGUUAUUCUUCAGUCCUAUUUAAAAACAAAACCAAGCUCCCUCCCCUUCCUCCCCCUCCCCUUUUUUUUCCGGUCAGACCUUUUAUUUUCUACUCUUUUCAGAGGGGUUUUCUGUUUGUUUGGGUUUUGUUUCUUGCUGUGACUGAAACAAGAAGGUUAUUGCAGCAAAAAUCAGUAACAAAAAAUAGUAACAAUACCUUGCAGAGGAAAGGUGGGAGAGAGGAAAAAAAGAAAUUCUAUAGAAAUCUAUAUAUUGGGUUUUUUUUUGUUGUUUUUUUUGUUUUUUUGUUUUUUUGUUUUUUUUUACUAUAUAUCUUUUUUUUGUUGUCUCUAGCCUGAUCAGAUAGGAGCACAAGCAGGGGACGGAAAGAGAGAGACACUCAGGCGGCAGCAUUCCCUCCCAGCCACUGAGCUGUCGUGCCAGCACCAUUCCUGGUCACGCAAAACAGAACCCAGUUAGCAGCAGGGAGACGAGAACACCACACAAGACAUUUUUCUACAGUAUUUCAGGUGCCUACCACACAGGAAACCUUGAAGAAAAUCAGUUUCUAGAAGCCGCUGUUACCUCUUGUUUACAGUUUAUAUAUAUAUGAUAGAUAUGAGAUAUAUAUAUAAAAGGUACUGUUAACUACUGUACAACCCGACUUCAUAAUGGUGCUUUCAAACAGCGAGAUGAGUAAAAACAUCAGCUUCCACGUUGCCUUCUGCGCAAAGGGUUUCACCAAGGAUGGAGAAAGGGAGACAGCUUGCAGAUGGCGCAUUCUCACAGUGGGCUCUUCCCCUUGGUUUGUAACGAAGUGAAGGAGGAGAACUUGGGAGCCAGGUUCUCCCUGCCAAAAAGGGGGCUAGAUGAGGUGGUCGGGCCCGUGGACAGCUGAGAGUGGGAUUCAUCCAGACUCAUGCAAUAACCCUUUGAUUGUUUUCUAAAAGGAGACUCCCUCAGCAAGAUGGCAGAGGGUACGGAGUCUUCAGGCCCAGUUUCUCACUUUAGCCAAUUCGAGGGCUCCUUGUGGUGGGAUCAGAACUAAUCCAGAGUGUGGGAAAGUGACAGUCAAAACCCCACCUGGAGCAAAUAAAAAAACAUACAAAACGUA